GACUACAGUAUUGAUGAGUAAACUUUUGUCUGUAGAUAGUUGAAGCGAAUUCAUUUUUCUGUACGUAUUUUGGCUGGUGAUAAUUACUUUUCCAUCAAUGGUCAGGUUCCAGAGACUAUAUAUAUCAUGAUUAUGGGAAGAGUAUCUCACAUUCUCACAUUAUGGAAGGAACUUCUCGAACACUUCCUUACACCAUAAGAUUCGUUGGUCUUCUUGGUAGUCAUUCUCUUGGUAGAAAUCCAAAGUUUAUGGCUACUGCAGUAGAUUUAGGAAGAGAAUUGAUAAGGCGAAGAAUUAGUCUUGCUUAUGGAGGAGGCAACGUUGGCCUACAAGGAGCUGUUGCUUCAACAGUCUUUACCAAUGGUGGUCUCGUUAGAGGUUUCAUUCCUGGGUACAUAGCAACACGACGGGUCUACGGACCUACAUACGGCGUAGAGCACACAGUUUCCAGCAAUUACUACAAAUAUUUUGAGAUGAAUCAUGCCGUGGAAGCUUUCAUCAUUCUUCCCGGAGGAGUUGACACUAUGGAAGGUUUGUUCACCUUGAUCUCAUGGGCUUCUGAAGGGUUACACAAUAGACCCAUUGGUCUCUUGAACAUUGACGGUUAUUUCAAUAACCUACUCAAAUUUCUAGACGAUGCGGUGAGGCAGAACUUCAUGGUUUCCAGUCAGAGGAAACUUUUUAUUUCUUCUUUCUUUGUUGACGAGCUUUUAGACAAACUAGAGUUUGCUAAAGCUUUCCCGGAUCCUAGAGCUAGUUAUGACAACUUUGUAAAUCCUGGAAGAUUAGACUUAGAAUUGCAUCUCUAACAUUUCCUUUGUAAUCCAAGUUGCAUUCAUAUCGUCCACGAACAUUACGAGUUAGCCACAAUUAUCAAUCUAAGCUGCAUGGUCAAUGCAAUUACAUUUUCUUCAUUCUUUAGUUUUUCACUCUUGGUGUCACUGUUUCACUUCUUGUUUUUGUAUCGUCACCACGUCACAAUCUUUCAUGUCGAAUGAGUCAAUUACUUCAUUAUUUCGAUUAGACUACAUUGACGUUUUCGGUGAUAAGAAAUUAGGUCAUUAAUU
This is a messenger RNA of Cuscuta campestris, 1067 nucleotides long. Lineage: Eukaryota; Viridiplantae; Streptophyta; Magnoliopsida; Solanales; Convolvulaceae. The record is from the annotation of a GenBank genome assembly.